AUGACCUUGUUGAAGGAGGAGAUGGAGGAUGAGGAUAGGGACAAAUGGAUAGUGUGGUUUGACGGUGCGUCCAACGUACUAGGCCAUAGAGUAAGGGCAAUUUUGGUUACCCCCGAUGAUCAAUGCAUACCCUUUACAACUAGCUUGGGCUUUGACUGCACGAAUAACAUGGCUGGGUACGAGGCGUGCGCCCUUGGGAACCAAGCGGAAAUUGAUUUCAAGGUCAAGGUGCUCAAGGUGUAUGGGGACUCGGCCUUGGUAAUCCACAAGUUGAGAAGAGAAUGGGAGACUAGGGAUCAUAAGUUGAUACCCUACCAGGCCUACAUCAAGAAAUUAACAAAGUUCUUUGAUGAUGUAUCCUUCCAUCAUAUUCCCAGAGAGGAGAACCAGAUGGUCGAUGCCCUUGCCUCCCUGGCAUCCAUGUUCCAACUAACCCCACAUGAGGAUUUGUCGUACAUCGAAUUUAGAUGUCGUGGCAAGCCUGCACACUGCUACUUGAUAGAAGAAGAGCAAGAUGGCAAACCUUGGUACUUUGACAUCAAGCAAUAUAUCGAAGACAAGGAAUACCCGUGGGAGGCCUCUAACAACGAUAAAAGGACGUUGUGA
Molecule: messenger RNA, 606 nt
Organism: Glycine soja
Lineage: Eukaryota; Viridiplantae; Streptophyta; Magnoliopsida; Fabales; Fabaceae
Exons: 1
Coding region: 1-606 (201 amino acids)
Molecular function (GO): nucleic acid binding; RNA-DNA hybrid ribonuclease activity
Source: RefSeq, a predicted model, not a curated record